This is a messenger RNA of Clonostachys rhizophaga, 1161 nucleotides long. The record is from the annotation of a GenBank genome assembly. NCBI's taxonomy places the organism in Eukaryota, Fungi, Ascomycota, Sordariomycetes, Hypocreales, Bionectriaceae.
AUGCCUACGUUGGUGACACUACCCGUCGAGGUCAUCGCCGAGAUUCUCCGGAAGCUCCCCGACAGGGAAUCCCUCACGGCAGCCAGCUUGACAUAUCGGACACUGAAUUCUUGCAUCGAAGCCCACCGGUUCAUCACAGCGGAUGUUACUGAAGCAGAUGUAGGGGAGGCCUUGCUCUCCUACUUGACCGUUGCUUAUCUUGGCGCAUCUUUGCCUCGCCCGUUUGAGAGAGCAUCGUUCCUUAUUAGCAAUCUCUACGAGGCUCCCGAGAUAAUCAGGGCUGAGUACCAGAAUAUGCCAUUAAAUGAGAUCCGACGCAUUGGCCGUUUUCAUGACUACGUUUGCUCGCUCGUCCAUGAGUGGGCAUCCGAUUCCUGGACUCAUAUGAACGGCGAGAAAUUCCGAUGGCUUCGUGCAGUAUACCGGUUCGAGAUCUUCGUUCACUUCUUUCGGGUUAGGGGCGUAGUCGAGCCCACCCUUGCUGAGCUGCGAGACUCGUUUUUGGCCAGGCACCCUCCAUGGGAGCUUGAGCAGUUUGCAGCUGUUCACGACUUCCUGAAGGAAAGGCUCAUAUAUUCGACUCUCAAAACCGUGGGGAGAUAUCGCGCGGGGGCUUUUGGUCCAUACGAGGCCAAUUGGAAAACCUGGCUGUCCCAAGGACUAGAUUUUCUUCGUAGGGUUGAGCAGGCCGAGUCAAAUGAAGAUCAGAGAGACAUUUUGGUCACAGGUCUGGCAAAUGGCACAGCCCAACCCCGGAACUCCAUCAUCGAUUACCAGAUGGGGGUAGCAGAACGCAUGCUCGAUUCAGCUCUGCCGUACUUUUCUGAAGGUCAAAUAGAGGCCAUGAUACCUGCUGCGACAAGGAAUGAUGAUACCGACGAAGGCCCAUAUACAGCCUGGAGGCUAGCUCAUACAGGCACUCAUGACUAUCGCUGGGUUGCGAACCCGGAGAAAGAAACUCUCCGUAUGAUUGGAUAUGUAUUUUGGGACCGGGACAGAAUCGAGAGAUGGGAUCUGGAGGCUCUUUGUGGCUGGCUGAAGGAUGGCGCUGAUUCUAUAAGUACUCCUUCCGAUCAGGAGUCAACAGAAACAACUUGGCCUUCGAUGCCGAACUUUCCGACAACAUGGGCGCAAGUAUUGCGGGGACGAAGAUGGAGAUGA